Molecule: messenger RNA, 2049 nt
Organism: Dovyalis caffra
Lineage: Eukaryota; Viridiplantae; Streptophyta; Magnoliopsida; Malpighiales; Salicaceae
Source: the annotation of a GenBank genome assembly
AUGGCCACCGCCGCUCUCCUCCGCUCUCUACGACGCCGUGACGUUGCAUCCGCACCUCUCUCAGCUUACAGAUGCUUGACUAAUAAUGUGAAGCCAUCGUGGGCUCCUUGUAAUAUCAGCCAAAAUUUGGCUGGUUUGUCUAGAGCUUUCAGUGCGAAACCUGCUGGCAGUGAUGUUAUUGGUAUUGAUUUGGGUACCACAAAUUCAUGUGUUGCGGUUAUGGAAGGGAAGAGUCCCAAAGUUAUUGAAAAUGCUGAAGGAUCUAGGACAACCCCUUCAGUUGUUGCCUUCACCCAAAAGGGAGAGUUACUUGUGGGCACUCCAGCAAAACGUCAGGCUGUUACUAAUCCAAACAAUACAAUCUUUGGAACCAAGCGUUUGAUUGGUAGGAAGUUCGAUGAUCCUCAAACACAAAAGGAGAUGAAAAUGGUUCCAUAUAAGAUAGUCAGGGCUCCAAAUGGAGAUGCAUGGGUUGAAGCCAGCGGACAGCAAUAUUCCCCUAGCCAAAUUGGGGCCUUUGUUCUGACCAAGAUGAAGGAAACCGCAGAAGCAUAUCUUGGAAAAUCAAUUUCAAAAGCUGUGAUCACUGUACCAGCUUAUUUCAAUGAUGCUCAAAGACAAGCUACAAAGGAUGCUGGAAGAAUUGCUGGCCUUGAUGUGCAGAGGAUCAUCAAUGAACCUACUGCAGCAGCACUUUCUUAUGGUAUGAACAAUAAGGAGGGUCUCAUUGCAGUGUUUGACCUUGGAGGUGGGACAUUUGAUGUUUCCAUCUUGGAGAUUUCUAAUGGCGUUUUUGAGGUCAAAGCUACAAAUGGUGACACAUUUUUGGGAGGAGAGGACUUUGACAACACCCUUUUAGAGUACUUGGUCAAUGAAUUUAAGAGAACUGAGGGAAUUGAUCUUUCGAAAGACAGGCUAGCUCUUCAGAGGCUCCGCGAAGCAGCGGAAAAGGCUAAGAUAGAGCUCUCCUCAACCACUCAGACUGAGAUCAACUUGCCGUUUAUCACAGCUGAUUCAUCAGGUGCUAAACAUUUGAAUAUAACACUGACCAGAUCCAAAUUUGAAAGCUUGGUAAAUCAAUUGAUUGAGAGGACAAGAAUCCCAUGCAAGAACUGUUUGAAAGAUGCUGGCAUAUCCACCAAGGAAGUUGAUGAGGUUCUUCUCGUUGGAGGAAUGACUCGUGUUCCCAAGGUUCAAGAGAUAGUAUCAGAGAUCUUUGGAAAGAGCCCUAGCAAGGGAGUAAACCCUGAUGAAGCUGUGGCUAUGGGGGCUGCAAUUCAGGGUGGAAUUUUACGUGGAGAUGUCAAAGAAUUGCUUCUCCUUGAUGUCACUCCCUUAUCACUUGGUAUUGAGACACUUGGUGGUAUCUUCACCAGGUUGAUCAGCAGGAACACAACAAUUCCUACAAAGAAGAGUCAGGUCUUCUCUACAGCAGCUGACAACCAGACCCAGGUUGGUAUCAAGGUGCUACAAGGUGAGCGUGAAAUGGCUUCAGACAACAAGAUAUUGGGAGAAUUUGAUCUUGUGGGCAUUCCACCAGCUCCCAGGGGCCUGCCUCAAAUUGAGGUGACCUUUGACAUUGAUGCCAAUGGUAUUGUCACUGUCUCUGCCAAGGACAAAGCCACUGGUAAAGAACAGCAGAUCACCAUUCGUUCAUCUGGAGGUCUUUCAGAAGAUGAGAUUGAGAAGAUGGUCAAGGAAGCUGAACAGUUUGCUCAGAAGGAUCAAGAGAGAAAGGCCCUGAUCGAUAUUAAAAAUAGUGCUGACACCACUAUAUACAGCGUUGAGAAGAGCCUUAAUGAGUACAGGGAAAAGAUCCCUUCUGAAACUGCAAAGGAGAUUGAGGAUGCUGUUGCAGAUUUGAGGAAGGCAGUGGCGGGAGACAAUGUUGAUGAUAUCAAAUCCAAACUAGAUGCCGCAAACAAAGCAGUUUCAAAAAUUGGAGAGCACAUGUCCAAGGGCAGCAGUGGUGGAGGUGAUGGUUCUUCUGGAGGUUCUCAAGGUGGGGACCAGACUCCCGAAGCUGAAUACGAGGAGGUGAAGAAGUGA